This is a messenger RNA of Exophiala bonariae, 1005 nucleotides long. RefSeq lists its product as uncharacterized. Gene Ontology annotation, molecular function: nitronate monooxygenase activity. The record is from RefSeq and is a predicted model, not a curated record. The transcript is spliced from 2 exons. Bases 1 to 1005 code for a protein of 334 amino acids. Lineage: Eukaryota; Fungi; Ascomycota; Eurotiomycetes; Chaetothyriales; Herpotrichiellaceae.
AUGAGCUUUGACACUGCCCUCACCCGACUAUUGGGUAUCAAGAUUCCCGUUGUUCAAGGAGGUCUGCAAUGGGUGGCUUAUGCAGAACUUGCAGCCGCUGUGAGCAAUGCGGGAGGCUUGGGGAUAAUAAAUGCUCUGACGCAGCCAGACCCUGAAAGUUUGCGACAAGAAAUUCGGAAAACAAGGUCACUGACGAAAUUCCCAUUUGGUGUCAAUCUGACGUUACUCCCGGCAUUGAACCCACCAGACUAUCCCGGAUUCAUCAAAGUCAUUAUUGAAGAAAACAUUCGAAUCGUGGAAACAGCUGGUAACAGUCCUGGACCUGUCAUCAAGCGACUCAAGGAAGCUGGGAUCAUCGUCAUUCACAAGGCAACAACCAUUCGACACGCCAAAGCAGCAAUCCGGUUGGGAGUCGAUGUUCUCUCCAUUGAUGGCUUCGAAUGCGCAGGUCAUGUUGGAGAAUCUGAUAUUGCAUCGUUGAUCUUGAAUAGCCGAGCACGUCAAGAACUUGGCAAUGUUCCCUUCAUUGCUUCGGGCGGCUUUGCUGACGGCUACGGCCUUGUUUCGGCCCUAAGCCUGGGCGCAGCUGGCAUUAAUAUGGGUACGAGAUUCAUGUGCACUGUUGAGGCACCCAUACAUCCCAAUGUAAAACAAGCGAUUGUCGAUGCAGACGAGCACCAAACAACUCUUAUUCUACGCCGCUGGAAGAACACCAGCAGGAUGUAUUCGAAUUCACAGACCAAAAAGGCAAUCGAGAUUGAAACUCAGAGCGUGAGUGACGAUUUUGCGCAAGUUGCUCCCGUGGUGAGUGGUGCGAAAGGUCGAGAAGUGCUUCUAAAAGGAGAUAUCGAACAUGGGGUAUGGUACGCAGGUCAAGUCAUGGGUCUUAUUCAUGAUGUACCGACCGUCGCAGAUUUACUCCAGAGGAUCGAGAAGGAGGCGCUGGGCACGAUUCAAAAGCUCUCGAAGGUUGCUGCCCAUAUAACACCUCAAUCUAAACUAUGA